GACGCGCUUGGUUUCUACAGGGCACGGCUGGCAAUCGGCUUGCGACGUCGCUCUGUAGACGUCGCACUGCGAGCGUCCUUUACGGCAGGACUUUUCGCCUCCCCGAAGCCGGCGGUCGUGAUCUGCACCCAGGUAGCGGACAAGGACACUUCUAUGCCAUGCCAUUCCUAGAUGUGCAGAAAAGGCUAGGCAUUAGCCUAGACCGUCACUUAGUAUUCCAAAGUGUUGAACAGCCCUACAAGAUUCCCUCUAGGUGCCAUGCUUUUGAAAAAGAAUGGAUAGAAUGUUCACAUGGAAUUGGUGCUACCCGAGCUAAAAAAGAGUGCAACAUCGAGUAUGAAGAUUACAAGGAAUGUCUUCUUCGGUUCAAAACAAUAAUGCGCCUGAAUGAAAUCAAACUACAUCGGAAUAAGCUGAUGAAAGAGGGGAAAUAUACCCCUCCACCUCACUUCGUGGGCAAGGGGGAUCCCAGGCCUUGAACAGAGCAGCUGGAGGCUGCUUUUUGUGCUGUUUUCCACUGGGAAGACAGUUUUCACAGAAGCUUCUUCAUCAAGUAUAUAAAAAUAUAGCAUUUAAAGAAUUACUUGA
This is a messenger RNA of Cricetulus griseus (Chinese hamster), 588 nucleotides long. The record is from RefSeq and is a predicted model, not a curated record. NCBI's taxonomy places the organism in Eukaryota, Metazoa, Chordata, Mammalia, Rodentia, Cricetidae.